AUGGAGGUCGACCUGUUGCCUCCACGGGAUGACGAAAUUGAGCAGACAUCAUCAGAUGUCUUCUGCAACUACAAUCACACCCUUGUUCACAUCCAAAUCAUAUCUCUCAAACUCACCCACAUAUCAAAUAUGAGCACAGAUAGGAUAUGUGACGGCCAUGGCCGUCGUCUCUCUGAUCUCCACCCCCGUCGACUUUCGACCAUCCUAAUCGACCGCCACGCACCUACCGCCCGCCGUCUCGAACCUGGUAUUCCGGACCAUGCUACUAGCGGAACGAGCAUCUAUGAUCGGAGCGGAGGUGACUAUGCGCGAGGUUUAGCAACUCGACUUGGUGCAGGUGCUUAUGAAGGACGUUCAAAUGCUCUCAUGAGUGGAGCUUUGAGAUCUCCAAGUACCAGCUCUCUGGGUAUAGGUGUAAGACAGAGAACUCCAAGACCAGCGGAAUCAUUGGAUAGAGGUAUCCGUUUAGGUGGAAGAAGUCCGAGACCGUAUACUCGUCCCGGUGAAACUUUGGGGCAAGGUGCUGCUGGCUAUAUUGGAAGAACUCCGAUGGGUAAUGCUCAAGGCUUUACGCGAGCUUCGGAUCGGCAGCGUCGCCGUUCACCGUCUGUUGCUUCGACGGUUGAGUUGUCUGCAGGUUGGUAUAGCGAUGGAGGUCGACGAAGUCUAGGAUCGGAACGAGGUUUCGGCUGUUAUGACGAGGGUGGAAUGGGGUGGGACCAUCAGUACGAUCCGUAUGGAUGGUAGUGAUCU
This is a messenger RNA of Mollisia scopiformis, 753 nucleotides long. RefSeq lists its product as uncharacterized. The coding region runs from base 1 to 747 and encodes 248 amino acids. The record is from RefSeq and is a predicted model, not a curated record. The transcript has 4 exons. NCBI's taxonomy places the organism in Eukaryota, Fungi, Ascomycota, Leotiomycetes, Helotiales, Mollisiaceae.